Messenger RNA from Mycena citricolor, 1833 nucleotides. The record is from the annotation of a GenBank genome assembly. Lineage: Eukaryota; Fungi; Basidiomycota; Agaricomycetes; Agaricales; Mycenaceae.
CAACUCUAAUGUGAUGCAUCACAGGGCAGUGAGAGAACCUUAUUGUCCAUAUCUGAGUCGCGUCCCUCGGCGUCAGCUGUACCUGUUUGGCUAGCACGUGACCACGUGUCUUGCAUGUUUCGACGCGCUCCCUGCCCAAGUCCGCCAUGAUCCAAACGGGUAUAAUACCUAGCGCGCACUCCGACCUCGUUACGGACGCUUCCUAUGACUUCUACGGUCUCCGACUCGCCACGUGCAGUCUCGAUCAACGCAUCAAAAUCUGGCAACUCAACGAAUCAAAUGGGAGCUGGAGUCUCGAGGACGACUGGAAGGCGCACGACGCUGCGGUCUCCAAAAUCAGCUGGGCCCAUCCCGAAUUCGGCACUAUCAUCGCGUCCGCGUCGUUCGAUCGCACUGUAAAAGUCUGGGAACAAGCUUCUGGUUUUGCCGCACCCGAAGUGGCUGUCAACGGGUCAGGCGGCUUCGGCUACGCGUCGUCGUCGUCAUCGUCGCUGGCGCAGACGCCGGGCCCGUCGACGUCGCGCUGGGUCGAACGCGCUGUCCUAUCAGAGGCACGGGGGACAGUUCGAGCCGUGGAGUUUUCCCCCCAUCACUUCGGACUGAAGCUGGCAACGAUCUCGACCGACAACCAGCUGCGCAUCUACGAAUGCCUCGAGCAGCACUCUCUAGCCAACUGGCCAGUCGCUGAAGAAGUCGAUGUCGCUGGCCUUCCAACCAGCCCGGCGAUCACACCGUACGCGCGCACGGGUGCACCGGGGACGCCUACGCAGACGGCUGCUGCGGUCGAUCCAACUCCUCCGCUCCUCGCACAAGCCCUGCAGCAAAGUGCCGCGGCAUCGUCGACGAGUGGAAUAUCGCAACCUGCACGCCCCGGGAUCGGCAACCGCGAGGCGGAUGGCGGGUGGUGCUUGUCAUGGUGCAAGGACCGCUAUUGGGGGGAGGUUAUCGCUGCGGGGGCUGGAACUUCGGGGACAAUCAAGGUCAUCCAGCUGCACCCCGCGCACCGCCCGACGACUCUGCUGACCCUCGAUCCGGCUCCGAAAGCGCCGUCCUCUGCCAUACAAUAUACAUUCCCGCCCACUUCUGCGACGGACAUAUCUGACUCAAGUCCGUCCAACGAUGAUGCCGCGGUCACGUCCGUCUCAUGGGCACCGUCCUGCGGCCGGUCGUACCAUCUGAUCGCCACGGGCAGCCGGGACGGGCACGUGCGCAUAUGGAAAGUCACUCCCGGGGACGAAGAAGACGACGCCGCCGAGGACAACACGGGCCUGGCACUCGCCCGGGUGGACAACGACGACGAGGAUAAAGAGAAGAAGUGGGCCGCGCAGAUGGUGGCGGACUUUGACCAGCACCGGUCGGCUGUCGGCCGAGUGGAGUGGAAUCUCACCGGCACGGUUCUUUCGUCGACUGGAAAUGACGGCCGUGUGCGGCUAUGGAAAGCAACACCUGGGAGCGUCUGGCGUCCGGCAGGAAGUGUCGGCGUCGAGCAGUCCGAGGAGCAUGAGAAUGAGAACGGUGGGUCCGAACGACGCGACACGGAUAUGGAAUCGUAGGGGUCAUUCACAGUGGUUGUUGAGGCCGCGAGCGUCGAGUGACAUUACACACAUUUUACGAAUGACUGGCAGAUGGUCCUCAAUAGCAUUGUGUGAAGCAUCUUUGUCGCGCACGACAAAAAAUAUCCACAGAGACACGACAGUAGGCUCUCUAAAGUUGUCGUCCUUGCACCUUCUGGUUUAGAAAGACCCGUUUCACUCACCUAUUGGCACGAGAAAACUUGAUCAACAGUUUGAACUUCAAAGUACUUUGGAAGCACGAGAGCACCGAAAGUUUCGU